This is a messenger RNA of Glossina fuscipes, 1710 nucleotides long. Its product is annotated as DNA-binding protein Ets97D-like. Bases 95 to 1543 code for a protein of 482 amino acids. Gene Ontology annotation, cellular component: nucleus. Gene Ontology annotation, biological process: regulation of transcription by RNA polymerase II; cell differentiation. Lineage: Eukaryota; Metazoa; Arthropoda; Insecta; Diptera; Glossinidae. The transcript is spliced from 7 exons. The record is from RefSeq and is a predicted model, not a curated record. Gene Ontology annotation, molecular function: sequence-specific DNA binding; DNA-binding transcription factor activity, RNA polymerase II-specific.
AGUAUUGAUGCAGAAGAACAACGAAGAUUGAAAAAUCCUCAUAAUACAAUAUAUUAAAAUGUUUCUACAAUACGGCUUCAUUAAUGAAUAAUAUAUGAAAAACAACAAUAUGAGUCAAUUACCAGAAGAAUUGAUACAACGUUUAAGCAGUGAUUUAGAAGGUAUAAUGUCGGGCGAACUUUUUGAACAGGAUGACAUUUAUAUUAGUAACAGCCAAGAUGAUAGUAAUUCUCAAAUGGCAGUGGACAAUGAAAUUAUCAUGCAUAUGGAUAUACGCGAGCCAUUGAGAACUUUGCAGAAACUUUUGGAAAAAAAACUUGGCGUAAAUCUUAAUGGCUACGAAUUUUGGCUCCAAGACGCUCAAGAACUUGAACCUCACAAAAAUUUAGUGGACCAAUGUGUAAAAGGUGAAGGCUUGGUUCAAAUUAAUGUGGAAAUCAAAUAUAUAGUUAAACGAAUCAAUAUUUUGGAUGUCCUAAAACCCACUGAAGACGCUUUGGCGGCUUUGAACAUACAAGAAACUUGUGAAACAAAUUCAAGUUCGGGCGAUAAACAAAGUAGGUGUAAUGAAAAUACGGAAGAUAGCGAAGAAGGCAAAGAAGCUCCAGCCAAGAAAUUUAAAGGCGAUCAUGCCAUCGCAUCAACUUCAUCGAAGGAGAAACCUUGUCUUAAUUGGGUAUUGGAUAACAAGUUUCGCAAAGAGCAGGCACGUCUUAAUAUUCCCGAAAAUCCCUUUGAGUGGACGGUAGCUCAUGUCAAGCACUGGUUUCAAUGGGCCAUCAAACAAUUUGAUUUGACUAAUUUCACUGUAAAUGAUUGGUUCAUAACGGGUCGCGAACUUUGCACACUCACUCAUGAAGAUUUUCGCAAGAAGUUGCCCAAAGAUCCUGGCAAUGUAUUUUGGACUCAUGUGCAAUUGAUGAAAGAGUGCCAGUUUGUGGCUAUCGUACAUAAAGCUGCUGAAAAUGAAUUAAUUGAGAACAAAACAGAACUAAAGAAAGAAUUACCAACUGAUGUUCCACCUGCAAUGCCACGUGAGCAGAAGAUAAUGCGCAAAAGCUUCCACAACACUAGAAAGGAAUUAGGCACUUCGUCCGAUCUGAAUAUAGGAUCAGAUAGUUCACUUACUCAUGGCAACUAUAGUGUAGGUUCGGGAAAUAAUGGUCAAAUGCAAUUAUGGCAAUUCCUCCUUGAGAUACUUACUGAACGCGAACAUGUGGACAUAAUUGAGUGGGUAGGUGAUGAUGGCGAAUUUAAGCUUACUGAUCCGGAACGUGUAGCACGUCUUUGGGGCGAGAAAAAAAAUAAACCUACUAUGAAUUAUGAAAAACUGUCGAGAGCCUUACGAUACUAUUACGAUGGUGAUAUGAUAUCUAAAGUGUCCGGCCAACGUUUUACGUACAAAUUUGAUUGCGAUCUGAAACUUCUGAUUGGUUAUAGUGCUGGCGAAUUAUCGGCUUUGGUUAAUGAAAAAACUUUCGGAAAUAAAUCUAUUUACUUGGAACAUAGAGGCAACUUGAGCAUUCAAUCAAGUGACAAAUGACAAUGGGUGAGAGUGAAAGAAGAGCCCUUAUGUACUCUAAAGGAGGAAUUUAUUAUUGAACCGCCAGAUUAAGAGGAUGUCAUUGAGACAGGAUAUGUCUUCUUUUUUUAUAAGUUCGCUUAGUUGAUAAUAUUUUAUUUUUAACAGUUUUUUUUUGCUUAAUUUCA